CAAAUAUUGACGCAGUAUUGGAUACACAACAGUACGAUUUGAACGUCGGACAUGUCCCGAAGGUGAAAUUUUUGACAAUGUCAACGAACAAGGCCGCGCUGAAAUCCAUCGGUUCAGCGAUCCAGGCGCGCAAUUACGAUGACGCUGUUUCCCAAGCACAAAAGCUCCUAGCUAACGACCCUCAACACUACCAAGGGAACCUGUUCUUGGGCUUCGCAUUCGACAAACUCCACAAGGUUGCGGAAGCAGAGCAGGCAUAUGACCGAGCGACGAAAUCAAGGCCAGAAGACCCCCAAGCAUGGCAAGGUCUUAUAAAGCUAUAUGAGAAUCAAAGUAGUGCAAAGGUUGACGCGUACCAAAAUGCCGCCAUAAGAUUGGCUACAAUAUAUGUCGAAUUGGACCACCGGUACAAGUGUCAAGCUGUCAUCGAUGCCUUUACAGCCUUUGCAAAGAAUCAAGGCACUCGAAAACAGCAUCUUAAAUCACUGGAGGUACUCCUGCCCACUAGUCCCGUGUAUGAUUACCUUGAGGGAAGGAUCCCCCAUCCUUCAUAUACGUACCAAACAAUCGCCCAAAUUACCGAAGCCGAUGAAAAGGAGCGUAUGAACAAGGAAAUAGGUGAACGGAGGACUCGACUAGGUGCCAAGAUAAACCAGGUCACUCUUGAAGUCCGACGUGAGAUAUUCAGUGAAAGCCCCCUCGAGGAUAUUUACAGCAAAAUUGUCGAUUGGUCAAAUGACGACGAUAUCAGGCGGCAAUAUGAAGAAAAGCUCUUGCAACGCUGUUACGAUGGGCUACUCGUUGCGCCAGUGGGCUCUAAAGAGUUAAAGCGAGCUAAGGUUCAGAAGCUAGCUGGUGAUAUGGUUAUCAUCAAGCACCCUUUCAAGCUAGCAUGGGAUAUAAGUGUAGAGUGGCCGGAUUAUCCGACCUUAGUUGAGUGGGAUGCUGGAAUUCUUCGCGAAUAUUGCUCGUUUUUCCCUGGCAGUGGACUCGCAAAGGUCCUGAGCGGAUAUAUGACGAGCGAAAUAUCGCCGUUUCCAGCUCCACCCGCGCAGAAGGACGAAUUGGACAAAGACUCUGACGAUAGCGAGGAUGAUGAUGAAGGGGGCGCUCCUCUAGAUCCGAGUGCCCCAAUUGAAUAUCGGCUACUGCUCAUGACAGAGGGCAUGUCUGGAGCUUCUGGCUCAAUUCUUGCUCACCGUGUAAUGGGAGAGUACUAUGCAUUCUUAGAUGAACAUGAGAGUGUGGUGGAGCUCAUGCGUGCUGGCCUGAAACUCAUUACUUCAGAAACUACUAAGUCUGGCCUGCCGUUUACCAACUCGACACAAUAUCUCAGGGCUCUGUUGGGUACUGCAUUAGUCUACUACCAGUCACCCAAGAACCACCCAGAAGCAAAGACAAUUUUUGAGGACUUAUUGAGACAGAACCCAACAUCAACACCGACAUUGAUUGGAGUAGGCCUCAUCUAUGAGGAAGACGAAGACUUUCCUUCUGCGAUCGAUUUCUUCGAGCGUGCGCUCCAGAGAGACCCAACUAAUAUUAGAAUCCGAGCAGAGGCAGCAUGGGUGAAAGCCUUGAAUGGAGAUUACGAAACUGGACGCGAUGGGCUGGAGUCUGGUGUGGAAAAAAUGGAUGGUUCGGAUUUACGAAGCCGCGAAUUACGCGCAGAGACCCAAUACCGCAUUGGAAUAUGCAUAUGGAAUUUGGACACAUCCAAGGCAGCGCGGAAGGAUAGGUCUGGGGCAUAUUCGUAUUUUCUGGCUGCUCUUAAAUCGAACAUGAACUUCGCGCCAGCAUAUACGAGCCUUGGAAUAUUUUUUGCCGACUACGCAAAGGAUAAGAAGCGAGCACGGAAGUGUUUCCAGAAAGCCUUCGAAUUAUCAUCUGCCGAAGUGGUUGCCGCUGAACGCCUGGCUAAAGCUUUUGCAGAGCAAGGUGACUGGGAGCUUGUCGAAGUAGUAUCACAAAGAGUCGUCGAUUCAGGAAAAGUAAAGCCAGCUCCUGGAUCCAAGAAGCCUGGAAUCAGUUGGCCAUUUGCUGCACUGGGUGUUGCGGAACUCAAUAAGCAAGACUACGCUAGAAGUGUUGCGUCGUUCCAAGCGGCGCUACGGAUCUCACCUAAGGAUUACCACUCCUGGGUUGGCCUGGGAGAGAGCUAUCACAACUCGGGACGAUACAUCGCAGCAACAAAGGCGUUUACUCAUGCUGAAACCUUUGAACAGGAAGUCGAGCAGCAAAAUACUGGCGACACCUGGUUUGCUAAGUACAUGCUGGCAAAUGUUAAAAGGGAGCUGGGUUCUUACGAUGAUGCUAUACAGCGGUAUACAGAAGUUCUUGAUCUGAAACCAGAAGAAUUAGGAAUCGAAAUGGCUUUGAUCCAAACCUACGUGGAAAAUGCUUGGGAUUGUAUCGACAAGGGAUUGUUUGGGAGAUCCGCUAAGCUGGCCACAGACGCAAUUAAUUUGGCACAAGCGCUCAUUAGUCGGGGGUAUGAUGCUUUCAAUAUUUGGAAGUCCCUUGGUGAUGCCUGUUCUAUAUUUUCCUGGGUACAAGGCCGUCUACCGGACUUUCCUCACCUUGUGAUCAAAGAAAUCUUCCAGGCCGAAGACGCCGGGGAGAGCUCUACGUUGUUUGAAGACAUCGACGGUGUGGGAAAGGAUGUCGUCUUGGCCGAUGGCUUGUUCCCUGAUGACGAGCAGGCAGCAGUUAACCUUACACAGUGCCUGCAAGGCGCUUUGCUUUGCCAUAAGCGAGCUAUACAAGCUUCCGCAAGCGAAGUUCAUGCCCAGGCUGUUGCAUAUUACAACCUGGGCUGGUCGGAAUACCGAGCACACGUUUGUCUUCGUCCGAAAGCUAAGAAAUCUACGAGGUACCUGAAAGCGGCAAUCAGAUGCUUCAAACGAGCCAUCGAACUUGAGGCUAGCAACGCAGAUUUCUGGAACUCUUUGGGCGUUGUCACAAGUGAGCUAUCGCCUAGGGUCGCUCAGCAUUCCUUUGUGAGGAGCUUGUUCUUGAAUGAGAGAAGCGCCCAAGCCUGGACAAACCUAGGCACCUUGGCCUUGCUGCAGAAUGACCACCAAGUUGCAAAUGAGGCCUUCACUAGAGCGCAAUCAACAGACCCUGAGUUCGGCCACGCAUGGGUUGGACAAGGGCUCGUUGCUCUCCUAUUUGGUGACCCCAAGGAGGCACGCCUUCUGUUCACCCAUGCGAUAGAAAUAUCCGAUUCAUCGUCUACUCUUACCAACCGCCAAUAUGCCCUCUCAACCUUUGACAGUCUCCUAGGCGCUUCUGCUCAAGCCAGUAUCGAAGACCUUGUCCAGCCGAUCUUCGCUCUAGCCCAGCUCCAGAGCCUCUCUCCAACUGAAAUCCCCUACCAACAUCUCGCAAGCUUGUUUCUCGAGCGAGUCAAAAAUACCAUGGCAGCUCUUUCCAACCUGGAAACUAUUUCAACUAAUAUCGAAGCUGAUUACGAAGUGACUGAGUCCCCAGCGUCUCUCACCCGCUUUGCACUUGCUCGAGCAGACCUUGCCCGCGCACAGCUCACAGCGGGUGACUACACGUCGGCGAUCGACAGCGGCGAGACAUCCCUCCAGCUCAGCGAAGAAGACGCCGGAAACGAGCUCACACCUGAUCAGCGCCAAAAGUGUAGACUUUCGGCCCAUCUCACAGUCGGGCUUGCGUACUAUCAUACCGACAAUCCGACUGAGGCAGUCUCCUAUAUCGAGGCAGCUCUGGCCGAAGCAGCAGGGAAUCCAGACACUAUAUGUCUUCUGGCCCAAGUACUAUGGGCGACUGGCUCCAAAGUCUCCUGCGACAAGGCAACGGAUAGCCUCUUCGACUCCAUCGAUGCCAACCCAGGCCACGUGCAGAGCUUGCUGCUUCUCGGCACCAUCUCUCUAUUAAACGAGGACACCGGGUCUGUCGCCGCCGUAAUCGAGGACCUCCACACUCUACGCACAAGCUCCAACAUCACGGAUGAACAGCAAGGAGCCGUAGGGGAACUUUUGCGGGCUUCCGCUGCUCUGGAAGAGGAGAAUGCAGAGGCUGCGGUGUUGAGAGAGGUUCAGACGGACGUGUUUCUGUUCCCGAACCAGCCCCCCGGAUGGACCAGAAUGGCUGAUUUUAGUGGAGAUCCGUACGCGAGCGAGAUGGCUCUGCGGACUGCUGUUAAGUCCGCGCCGCCGCAUGGUCUUGUGGAGACAACGGAACUGGGAAGAGCGUUUGCGGGUACAGGGAAGGUAGGGGAUGCGCAGCGUGGGGUUAUGUUUGCUCCGUGGAGGAGAGAAGGGUGGGAUACACUGGCUGCCUUGGUAGAGCCAUGAUUGGGUAUCAAGAUAGACUAGACACUAUAACGAGAUUUAUGUAUGGUCAUGAAAAUAGAAAUUGAGACGAAUGGUAG
Pseudogymnoascus destructans is the source of this 4399-nucleotide messenger RNA. It is a transcript of the gene SKI3, whose product is annotated as SKI complex subunit tetratricopeptide repeat protein. Gene Ontology annotation, cellular component: Ski complex. Bases 78 to 4322 code for a protein of 1414 amino acids. Gene Ontology annotation, molecular function: protein binding. The transcript has 2 exons. Lineage: Eukaryota; Fungi; Ascomycota; Leotiomycetes; Thelebolales; Thelebolaceae. The record is from RefSeq and is a predicted model, not a curated record.